Messenger RNA from Effrenium voratum, 1449 nucleotides. Lineage: Eukaryota; Dinophyceae; Suessiales; Symbiodiniaceae. The record is from the annotation of a GenBank genome assembly.
AUGAAGAUGACCCGGGCGCGGGCAGCGUCCUGGCUGGCCUGGACGCUCGAGGCCCUCGACAAGUCCAACAUUGCGAAGGAGCUGCUGGAGCUGACGGGCGAGGGCUUCAAGGAGCUUGCGGAGUUUGUGGCGGCCCAGGGCGGAAGGCUGACCAACAGCCUGAUCAAGGCCACCGUGGCCGCCAGCCGCAUCUACCUCAUGGGCGCCUCGCUCCUGCAGAUCACCGCCGCGCUGCAGUACCCGGCCUGGUGGGCCGACGCACCCGAGGACGCCUCGGAGGGCCGCGCGGUCCGGCGCUGGAGAGCCGACCCCAAGAACGUGGAUAAGACGGCGGUCGCGGUUGGCGCGCUCUACGAGGAGAAGGGCGAGCGGGAAGCGCGCGGCGGCAGCGACAACUCCGCCGCCGGCAUCUUCAAGCGGAGCGCGCCGCGGCGGCGCGAGGAGGAGGAGGAGGAGGACGAGGACGACGAGCAGGACGCGGCGCCGGCCAAGAAGAAGAAGCGCCGAGCAGCGCCCCCCAGCGCAUCGGAGGAGUCCCCCCUCAAGGACACCCGCACGAAGGCGAGGGCCGGCAAAUCCCCGGAGGUCUCCGAGGAGGAGGACGACCACAAGGCGGCCGCCUUCGGGGAGGCGCAGGUCCUCCUGGCGGCGGCGGAGCGGAAAGCCAUGGAGACCGGCAACGCGCCGCAGUCCAAGGCGCCGGCAGAGGAGAUCAAAGCGCUCCUGUCGCAGCUGCCCGCGGGACUGGAGCCGUGGAAGCCGUCGCUGCCGGAGGCGGACACGGAGGGCAACAUAGCGGGGCCCGCGGCGAAGAAGGCCUGCCAACACCUGGAAGCCCUGGCAUCUGAGGCGGAGUCGUUCCUGCUCGCGCAAGGAACGCGCUUGCUGGCCCUGGCGCUGGAGAAGCUCGCGCGCCCGCCGCUGCCGGCCUGCCCCGCCGCGCACAUCUGCGGCUACCUCACUGCGGCCGAACGGGCGCGCGCGCAAGAGGCGGGGCGCAGCGAACAGCCCGUCGGCGCCCGCAGCGCCCUAGCGCGGGCGGCGGCGGAGACCGCGGAGAAGCUUCAGACGGCCCUGGACCGCGCCGGUCUCGCGGAGGCGCAGUGGCCAGGUCUGCUGGAGGCCGCCGGCAUCGAGGACAGUGCCGUGGCGGCCCCGGGGACCACGGACUUCUACGCGCGCGCGGAGGUCCGCUGGGGCCUGCGCCCGGCGGACGCCCUUCCGAAGCACAUGCUCGCGGACCACUUGACCGAGUUCUGCGGCACCACAGACUGGCGGGCGGCGUUCGAGGCGGCGCAGGAGGCGGAGGUCUACAGCGAACACCUGAACCUGGAGGAGUACGACGGCCAGGAGUUCGGGCUGGCGGUCCACUUCGCCUGGCGGGGCCACGAAGCCGCCUUCUUCGUGCCGGAGAUCCUGGUGGACCCCGCCGGCUUCGGAAGUGAUUGA